This is a messenger RNA of Ailuropoda melanoleuca (giant panda), 1841 nucleotides long. It is a transcript of the gene AKT1S1, whose product is annotated as AKT1 substrate 1. The record is from RefSeq and is a predicted model, not a curated record. The coding region runs from base 307 to 912 and encodes 201 amino acids. Gene Ontology annotation, biological process: neurotrophin TRK receptor signaling pathway; negative regulation of protein kinase activity; negative regulation of TOR signaling. Gene Ontology annotation, cellular component: cytoplasm. The transcript is spliced from 3 exons. NCBI's taxonomy places the organism in Eukaryota, Metazoa, Chordata, Mammalia, Carnivora, Ursidae.
UUUCUGUGGAAAAGAUCGACGAUGGGUGAGGGGCGUCAGGUCGCUGGCCUUAGUUUACUGUGGCCCUGAGAGUGCACGUGCCGACGGCCGUAUUUCUUGGGAGCAAAUCGAAAUGGUUCUGGCUUGUUUCCGAGCAGGCUGAAGCCCUUUCACCAUCUUUCUUAUGGGGACCGUGCUGUCGCAAUUGCCCUAUUGUCAUCCGGUGAUGUUCCCCUGGCCAUUUUGGUCUCGGGCGGUCCGGAUAAGGGAGGCGAAGUGUGCAGCUUGGAGGCGUGCCAACCACGCGGAAGUGACGCGAACGCCGCCAUGUCUUUUGAGGGCGGCGACGGCGCCGGGCCGGCCAUGCUGGCUACGGGCACGGCGUGGAUGGCGUCGGGGCGCCCCGAGGAGCUGUGGGAGGCGGUGGUGGGGGCCGCUGAGCGCUUCCGGGCCCGGACAGGCACGGAGCUGGUGCUGCUGACCGCCGCGCCGCCCCCGCCACCCCGCCCGGGCCCCUGUGCCUAUGCAGCCCACGGCCGUGGGGCCCUGGCCGAGGCCGCCCGCCGCUGCCUCCACGACAUCGCCCUGGCCCACAGGGCUGCUGCCGCUGCCCGGCCCCCCGUGCCCCCACCAGCACCACAGCCACCCAGCCCUGCGCGGAGCCCACCUCGGCCCACCCUGGCCAGGGAGGAGGACGAGGAAGAUGAGGACGAGCCGACAGAGACUGGGGUGUGGGAGGGGAGAGGGGGUGGGGCCGCAGCGGGCGCUGACCCCGCCCCGGUCCCGCAGCCCUCUUCGCCGGACCUGGACCGCAUCGCGGCGAGCAUGCGCGCGCUAGUGCUGCGGGAGGCCGAGGACACCCAGGUCUUCGGGGACCUGCCGCGGCCGCGGCUCAACACCAGCGACUUCCAGAAGCUGAAGCGGAAAUACUGAGGCCCAGGGAGAGCGCUUCCCGGCCCAGCGUCCGCCCCGCCCCACACUACACCCCUGCCCCGCCCCCGGGGCCGGCCAAUCCGAGUCAGACCCGGGACCGGCCUCCUCAGGUCCCCGGGGCCCCAGGAUUGCCCCCUCCCUGCCAAUCCCCGCCGUCCUUCCAGCCCACGCCCCCUCACGUGCCGCUCGGGACUUAUCUAGUUCCUCGAUUGGGUCUGUCGCCGCUUUCUUUGCCCAGCGACAGGUUCUUUCGAUUAAGGGAUUGGCUCGCUCCCAGGUCGGGGCGUGGCUAGUUUAAAGCCCUCACGGGGUCAGCUGUCGUUUUUUGCCUAGCGACAAAGGCUUUGCUCGCGCGGCAUUGGUUGAAAGAGAACAGCCAAGCCAUAGGAUUGGGUAGUGGCAAGCCAGUUCGGCCUAGAGAAUGGGCAACUCCUUCAUCUGAUUGGCUUGAACCCAAAGGGCUUGACCAAUAUUCCGGGGGUCGCCAUCCCACCCUUCCUGGGUUGUCCCGCCUGACUGGCUCCAGCCUCCUGAGGUCGUGGCCAAACCUUCCUCCGGUGCCCAGGAUUGGCCUGCGGCCUUAAAUUUACGUUCUUUACACUACUGGGACUGAGGUCGUUUUUGGCCAAGUCCUGACUACGUGCCCCUCUGCCCCCUCCCAGGGACGGCCCAAUCCUGUCCCUGCGUCUGACACCCUCUCAUUGGUUCCAUCCCACAACAGCCUGUCAAUCGUAGUCCGUCCUUGCAGCCAGGACGGCGCCAACUCCCGCCCCUCUCCCCCCACCCCCACAGGUGCCUUAAAGGGCCUUUGUCCACCCAAGGUGGGGGGCAGGGGCCCUCGCUCUCCGGCCCUUGUGUGGGGGAGAGAGUCGUGGGUGGGGAUCGGGAGUUGGGAGGGGUGGUCUGAAAUUAAAGAGUUUUACCUCUGA